Hansenula ciferrii is the source of this 1857-nucleotide messenger RNA. Its product is annotated as Galactose transporter. Lineage: Eukaryota; Fungi; Ascomycota; Saccharomycetes; Phaffomycetales; Wickerhamomycetaceae. Gene Ontology annotation, molecular function: carbohydrate:proton symporter activity. The transcript has a single exon. Gene Ontology annotation, cellular component: membrane. Gene Ontology annotation, biological process: carbohydrate transport; transmembrane transport. The coding region runs from base 1 to 1857 and encodes 618 amino acids. The record is from RefSeq and is a predicted model, not a curated record.
AUGACUGCUCCAAAAAUUGCUGUGGAUUCUGUUAAACAUCCAAAACAAUCAUUCAGAAAAAAAUUCUUUAAUUCUGAUAAUUCACCUCCAGAAAUUUUUAAUAAAACUUUAUACCUUUCAGUUUUUGUAUUUGGUGUCUUAGGUUGUGCUCGUGGGUUAGAUGAAGGUGGUAUUUCAGGUUCUGUUGCUCAAGCUUCUUUUAAAAAACAAUUUGGACUUUCUGAUGAAUCCAAAACUGAACAUGAAAUUGCUCAAUUAAAAUCAAAUAUAACUUCAAUGGUUCAAUUAGGUUCUAUUGGUGGUUCUCUCUUAGCUAUGUAUUUGGUUGAUAAAUUUGGUCGUAUAAAAACUUUACAAGGUGUUUGUGUUGGUUGGAUUGCUUCAGUUGUUAUUCAAAUUACCGCUUCAAAAGUUGGUCAAUUAUAUGCUGGUAGAUUAUUAGAAGGUUUAGCUAUUGGUCAAACCGUUGUAUUAGGUCCAACUUAUUUAAGUGAAAUUGCUCCAAAAGCUAUUAGAGGUCUUUGUACUUGUGUAUUUGCAGGUGCUGUUUAUAUGGGUAUUAUGUUGUCAUAUUUUAGUCAUUAUGCUACUGCGAUUCAUAUGAGUCCUAGUAAAAGAUUACAAUGGGUUUUACCAACUUCUUUGAAAAUUAUUAUUGCUGGUUUAUUAUUUAUUGGUACUUGGUUUUGUAAAGAAUCUCCACGUUGGUUAAUGAAAGUUGGUAAUAUUAAUCAAGCUUAUAAAAAUUUAUCAAAAAUUAGAAAUUUACCAGAAGAUCAUCCUUAUGUUCUAAGUGAAAUUUCUGAUAUUCAAGAACAAAUUAAUGAAGAAACUGAAGAAACUAAAGAUACUUCAAUGUUGGGUGCUUUUAAAGAAUUAUUAUUUGUCCCAUCUGUUAGAUAUAGAUUAUGUUUAGGUCUUGGUGUUCAAAUCUUGGGUCAAUGGUCAGGUGCAAAUGCAAUUACAAUUUAUAUGCCAGAAUUAACUGCAUUAGUUGGUUAUUCAGGUACAAGAAAAUUAUUAAUGACUGCUAUUUUAGGUGUUGUUAAAUUUUCAUCAGCUUAUCUUUGUGCUUUUUUCAUUAUUGAUUUCCUUGGUAGAAGAAAAUCUCUUUAUAUUGGAUUAACAAUUCAAACUAUAACUACAUUAUUUUUUGCAUUAUUUAUUGCUAUUGUCCCAAAAGUUGCAGAUGAAGAAUUUGAAAUGUCACCUUCUGAAAAACAAGCUGGUGUUGCAGCUUUAGCUAUGUUAUAUUUGAAUGGUGUUGGUUGGACUAUGGGUUGGAAUUCAAUUCAAUAUUUAAUUAAUUCUGAAAUGUUCCCAUUAAGAGUUCGUAAUAUUGGUACUGCAACUAUUAUGGCUUUCCAUUUUGCAAAUCAAUAUGGUAAUACAAAAGCUGUUCCAUUAAUGAAUAUUGCAUUACAUCAUAAAGGUACAUUCUUCUUCUUUUUCGCUGUUUUAUUAAUGGGUUUAUUCUUUUGUUGGUUUUUUGUUCCUGAAAUUAGUGGUAGAUCAAUUGAAUCUAUGGAUAGAUUAUUUGAACAAAAAUGGUAUUUAAUUGGUAGAUAUGGUGCUGAAUUAGCUCCAGAUACUUCAGGUGUUAAUCAUGUUCGUUUUGUUGAAGAUGAAUCAGGUAAAGGUGAAUUGAAAAUUGAUGAUGAUGAUAAAAAACAUAAUGAAGAAUUUAUUGAAAAUGCAAGUUCUGUUGGUAAUUUAACAAAAUCUCAAACUCAAACUACAACUACUCAAACUAAUAUCACUUCAAAUGAUUCAAAUUCAACUAAUAGUCAAUCAAAUCUUGAAUUGAAUAAUCUUGAUUUAGAAAAAGGUGAUGCUGCAGGACGUAAUGUUCAUUAG